This is a messenger RNA of Periophthalmus magnuspinnatus, 7288 nucleotides long. It is a transcript of the gene synj1, whose product is annotated as synaptojanin 1. The transcript has 31 exons. Gene Ontology annotation, molecular function: nucleic acid binding; phosphatidylinositol-4,5-bisphosphate 5-phosphatase activity. The record is from RefSeq and is a predicted model, not a curated record. Lineage: Eukaryota; Metazoa; Chordata; Actinopteri; Gobiiformes; Gobiidae. Gene Ontology annotation, biological process: synaptic vesicle endocytosis; phosphatidylinositol dephosphorylation. Bases 91 to 5100 code for a protein of 1669 amino acids.
CGGGGAAGGAUUUUGUUGUGACAGCGAAGUAUCAACCCCGGCGGGGGAGGACGGAAAGAUCUGUGCAUAGGUGUACCAGCUGGGAACAAAAUGGCCUUCAGUAAGGGCUUUCGAAUUUACCACAAGCUGGAUCCACCCCCCUAUAGUGUCAUUGUGGAGACCAGGGGCAGAGAAGAAUGCCUGAUGUUUGAGUCGGGGGCUGUUGCUGUUUUGUCUGCAGCAGAAAAAGAGGCAAUUAAAAACACAUAUACCAGGAUCCAGGAUGCAUAUGGAAUUUUAGGUGUCCUUCGAUUAAAUCUAGGUGACUCAAUGCUCCACAGUCUGGUAGUGGUGUCUGGGUGCAGCUCAGUGGGUAAAGUCCAGGACUCUGAGGUUUUCCGAGUUACACAAACUGACUUCAUUUCUCUGAACAAUGACCCAGCCGACGAGGAGCGUAUUGCAGAGGUGCGAAAGGUUCUCAACUCUGGACACUUUUACUUCGCCUGGUCUUCUUCUGGAGUCAGUAUGGACCUGAGCCUCAAUGCACACCGCAGGAUCCUGGAAGAUACCACAGAUAACCGCUUCUUCUGGAACCAGUCCCUGCACUUGCAUCUAAAGCACUAUGGAGUAAACUGUGAUGACUGGCUGUUGAGGUUGAUGUGUGGAGGAGUGGAGAUUAGGACCAUUUAUGCAGGCCACAAACAGGCCAAGGCCUGUAUCUUCUCCCGCCUCAGCUCAGAGAGAGCCGGCACUCGCUUCAAUGUGAGAGGAACCAAUGAUGACGGACAAGUCGCCAACUUUGUAGAAACUGAACAGGUUAUUUUUCUGGACGACAAAGUGUCAUCCUUCAUUCAGAUCCGUGGGUCCAUUCCGCUCUUUUGGGAACAGCCUGGAAUUCAGAAAAAGUCCAUUAAGGGUGUUUUGUUGCAACUGAAUGAAAAUCGGACCCCUAAUGGCCUGGAUGAGAACCCCCAUCUGGUCGGUUCUCACCGAGUCAAACUGUCUAGAGGAUUUGAGGCAAAUGCACCAGCUUUUGAAAGACAUUUCACCGCCCUUCGAAGAUUAUACGGCAAACAGGUCAUCAUUAACCUGCUGGGGAGCAAAGAGGGGGAGCACAUGCUCAGUAAAGCUUUUCAGAGCCAUUUAAAAGCCUCUGAGCACGCUUCAGCAGUGAAGAUGGUAAACUUUGAUUACCAUCAAAAUGUUCGAGGAGGAAAAGCAGACAAACUGCAUAGUGUCCUCAAACCACAACUUAACAAAUUUAUUGAUGAGUGCGGCUUCUUUUACUACUCAGGGGAUACGGGGAUUACCAGGACUCAGAGUGGGACCAUGAGAACCAACUGUCUGGAUUGUUUGGACAGAACCAACAGCGUCCAAGCUUUUUUUGGCCUUGAGAUGUUGCCAAAGCAGCUUGAGGAAAUGGGUCUGACUGAAAAGCCGCAGCUGGUGGCCAGGUUCCAGGAAGUAUUCCGGACUAUGUGGUCUCAAAACGGGGACUCUGUCAGUAAAAUCUAUGCAGGCACUGGGGCGCUGGACGGAAAGGCCAAGGCUGGGAAGCUUAAAGAUGGUGCUCGCUCAGUCACCAGAACCAUUCAGAACAACUUCUUUGACACGUCCAAACAAGAGGCCAUAGACAUCCUCAGACUGGGUUCUACUCUGAACAGUGACUUGGCAGACAAGGCUCGAGCACUACUUACAACCUCCAGUCUUUAUGUCACUGAGCCGGUCUUGCAAUCAGCGUCCCCUAGAGUUUUGCUGGGGAUGUGUCAGAGCUACCAGAAGUACACCAGGCCAAAGAAGAUCCGAGUGUGUGUUGGUACCUGGAAUGUGAAUGGCGGUAAACAGUUUCGUAGCAUUGCCUUUCGCAACCAGACUCUGAACGACUGGCUCCUAGAUGCUCCCAUGAAAGCAGGAUUUCCUGACUUCCAGGACAACAAAGUAAACCCGAUAGACAUUUUUGCCAUCGGUUUUGAGGAAAUGGUUGAACUGAAUGCUGGAAACAUCGUCAGUGCUAGUACUACAAAUCAAAAACUUUGGGCGGCUGAGCUACAGAAGAAUAUCUCCCGGGACCAUAAAUACGUGCUGCUGGCCUCAGAGCAGCUGGUUGGCGUGUGUUUGUUUGUAUUCAUCCGCCCACAGCAUGCACCUUACAUUAGGGAUGUUGCUGUUGAUACUGUAAAAACUGGAAUGGGUGGGGCAACAGGUAAUAAAGGUGGUGUGGCCAUCCGCCUGCUGUUUCACACCACCAGCAUCUGCUUCCUUUGUUCCCACUUCGCUGCUGGACAAUCACAGGUCAAAGAGAGGAACGAUGACUACAAUGAAAUCUCUCGCAAACUCAGCUUCCCCAUGGGCCGGUUGUUGGAUUCACACGACUAUGUCUUCUGGUGUGGAGAUUUUAACUAUCGCAUCAACCUGCCUAAUGAAGAGGUCAAAGAGCUCAUCAAACAGCAGAACUGGGAUGCUCUGACUGCCGGGGACCAGCUGGUUGAACAGAAAAAUGCUGGAUUGGUUUUCAAAGAGUUCAUUGAGGGCAAAUUGGAUUUUGCGCCGACCUAUAAGUAUGACCUGUUCUCUGAGGACUAUGACACCAGUGAGAAGUGUCGCACACCGGCCUGGACCGACCGCAUACUGUGGAAGAGAAGGAAAUGGAACUUUGACCAAACUGCUGAAGAGAUGAAUGUAGUGGGAGCAGCAUCUGUCUCUGGCGAAUGUGAAGAUGAUCCGGAUCAACCCUGGAGCCCUGGGACUCUCAAAUACUAUGGCAGAGCAGAGCUCAAGACUUCAGAUCAUAGGCCUGUGGUUGCUCUGAUAGACGUGGAUAUCCUGGAAGUGGACCCUGAGGCGAGGCACCAGGUUUACAAGGACGUCAUUGCCCUUCAAGGACCUCCAGAUGGGACCAUCCUAGUUUCCCUCUGCUCCUCUGGCCCGGACGACUACUUUGAUGAUGCUCUCAUUGACGAGCUGCUGGACAAGUUUGCUAAUUUUGGUGAGGUCAUCCUGAUCAGAUUUGUCGAGGAGAAGAUGUGGGUGACUUUCCUGGAAGGUUACUCUGCCCUUGCUGCUCUCUCUCUUAGUGCUUCCUCUGUCAUGGGUAAAGUGAUUGAUAUUCGUCUGAAGAGUCCGGGUUGGAUUAAGAGUCUGGAAGAGGAGAUGAGUGUGGAGAGGAUCUGUGGUACUAUCCCCACAUCCGCUAGCUCCACUCUGCUCGCCGAGGACACCGACAUGGGCGACGAUGAGUUUGAUAUGGAGGGUGAAGUAGACGAGGAGGUGGAGGAGAUUCUGCCCCAGCACUUGCAGCCCGGAGCAGGUGUGGGUCCUGGGUCAUCCCCUCUGCCUUCCCCUCGCGGCAGUCCCUGUCCCUCUCCCACUGGAGAGACGGCCCCCCCCAGCCGACCCAACCGAGCUGCCCAGCCCACCAGACCCUCACAAGGUCCUCCUGUUGACUUCCAGCCUGGUGCACCCACAGCUGGGGCUAUGGAGCCCAAACGCCCUCCUCCACCACGUCCUAAUGCCCCCCCUGCUCGACCCGCACCUCCUCAGCGCCCACCUCCUCCUUCAGGAGCAAAAAGCCCUUCUCUUCAACGCCCUGACGCUGUUGCCGGAAGAGGCCAGACAGCAGCAGGAGCACCUGGGCCUUCCAGACCUAAUAUCCCUCCGCGUGCUGGGGUGAUCAGUAUGCCUCCACAGUCUCGGCCUCCCCCUCCCUCUCAUCCAGGAGCUCCCAGACCCAUCCCAGAGGUUCAUCCUGGGGCACCACGGCCCAUUCCAGACACCCACCCUGGUGCACCGAGACCUGUGCCCACUGCCCAGGCCAAACAGCCUGAUCUGCCCCCGGGUUCUCAGCAAUCUGGACCUCCUCCUCCUGGGCCUGUUGCUCCCGCGAGACCCUCGGCUGCCUCCUCCAUGCCCACCCCCAUGCAGCCUCAGCCCAGUGCCCCUCAGCCGCAGCUGCCCCCGCCCAUGCAGCCCUCACUCCCAACUCCACUGCAGCCUCAACAAGCUACUCCGCCCCCUGCUGCUGCCCCUGCCCAGACAGGAUCCUCACAAGCCUUGGCCUCCCCCAAACCUCCCCCAAGGUCCCGCUCUCAUCACGCCCUGCCACCGGACACUUCUAAAUCUGACUCAGCCCCAGCUUCACAGACCAAUGGACUGAAUGGAAUCCAAAGAGAAGCACAAUGGAAGCCCGACCCCUUUGAAGCCCUCACAUCAGACUUCCUGUCCUCUUCCUCCUCUUCCUCAAAAUGGCAGAACACACAGUCCCUCACACGGGGCUCCUCUCUGCGCUGCCCUCCACCACUCCCCUCUUCGGCCUCCACCUCCAACACUUUCCCCUCCUCGUUCUCCCUCCAAUCUUCAGCCUUUAGUGACCAGUUUGAGUCCUCCUCCUCCUCGUCCUCUCUCUCCACACCAUCUCCCUUCACCUCUGUGUUGCUUCCUCCUCCUCCACCGGUCCCGUCGCGGAGUCGCUCGCAGGAGACCCUGCGCGCAUCUCCUGGUCCUUUGCCCACCGAGCCGCUACCAGCGCGACCCAGUAGCACCAACCCCUUCACUGGCCCCCUAGUCCAGCAACAGGAACCACGCCGAUCGGUCACUCCAGAUUUUAGUGUCCAUCGCCCUGCUAAUCUUCACAGGACAAUGUCUGCCUUCGCCGAGCCUCUUGUCCCUACCCCUGCGCCGGCUUUACAGUUACAAAAAUCAGCUUCUUUAUUUGGAUCGCCAUCAAAUCCAACUCCUGCUCCAUUAUUUGCUCUCGAAUCUGUACCGCUUGCCCCUAGUCUGCCUCUAGCUCCUCCUUCCUCGCUCCCUCCUCCUCUCGCACCCUCUCGCCAGCCACAGCCAUCCAUCGCUGCAAAACCAAACAAGCAGUGGGUCACAUUUGAUGAUGAUUCAGCAUUUCCAACAAAAAUGGCACCUCAAGCCCCUGUGGUCCCCACAAGCUUGCAGACUGAACCUUCAUCUCGUUUUGUUUUUGGCUCAGAACCAGAUUGGUUGACCUCAACUCCUUCAGUAUUUCCAAAUCUUGCGCCUCCUGUCCCAACCAGAACUGCAGCCAGUGUCCCAAAGCUCCUCGAUGGAGCCAGUGAUGGCCUUUUCUUCUCACAGGAGCCCACAGAGCGAUAGGUCCAGUAUCCAAUAAAGGGCAUAUGCAGAUUAUAAUAUGUAUAGAUCUAUUAUCAUGUGUAUAUGUGUGUGUUUAUGUACAAAAGCGACGGUAUUUAGUAUAUCAUGUUAUUACUCAUGAAAAAAGGGUUUCAGUAUCACAGUAACAACUAAAUGUUUCAAAUAUGGCUGCUCAUUCCACAAUAUAUGCAUAUAUUUAACACAAAUCAUUUUAAUGUUUAAUUUUUCUGCAGCAAACUUGUGCCUGUGUCUGCAGUAUAUCAAAUAUCUAUACAUACACAUCAACUGUGCAAUAUCAGCACUGGAUUCAAUGUUUGGUAUCUUAUAUAUAUUUAUUUGACCCAAUUUAUUUCUGAUUAGCAUGCUCAAACAUGCACACAUUUUGGAUUUGACGAGUUUAUGCACUGCAGGUUUUACAUAUAAUUGUACAUUUACUGUUGCUGCUUUCUGUAAUGUGUUUUAUUUGUUUGUGACCAAAAAUGUUAGGCUUCCUUUUAUCAUGAAUGUAAUUUAGUGUGCACUGGGUUUUGUCCUUGACUCUGAGCUGAUGCAGAACUGAGCAACAGCAGUGAGUCAGUUUACUGCUGCCAGACUAAAGGUCAUUUCUACAUAAAAAUCUGUCAAUGGGCUGUUAUGCUUCGCUAAAUAUAUUUUGUAGGUCUAUAUUAAAAAGUGAUACAUAGUGAUUUUAUUUAUAAAAAUCUUUUCAGUAUGGAAACUAUUCACUAAAUUUGUGUAUGUGUAACAGGAAUGCACUAAUGCCAUACCCUACUUGUUAUUGUAGAUGGCAGUGAUACAGAUUAUUUACUGAGGAUUUUCAAAGUUGUGGUCCUGAGUUUGAUCCAAAGCAGCAUACAAUACUAAUGUAAAUGGAGAGCAAGUAGUUUGGCUGUGUUUAUUCACCUACUGUGGGGAUGGUGAUGGACAUGUCAUUUGCACAUAGCUGCAGUAAUGAGAGGUUUUAUUUUAUUUCACGUACGAAAAAAACAUUUAUUUUUUAAAAAGCGUCUCUAUAGAAUUGUAUUGACACUGUGGUAUUAAGUCGAGUGUUGUGUUUGAGGUCCAUAUAGUUCGUAUAUUUGAGUAUGCUAUACUCGGCUGAGUGUGUGCUGAAAUGGCAGUGAAUUUGAGAGGAGUCUUUCCCUCAGGAAGUCGUCUUGUGUAUAUGCGUAAAAACUUUCAGAAACAUCAGUCUGUAUUCAGUCCCUUUGGUAAAGGCAUCACUGUAUACAGAUGUGUUAACAUUAUCAAACAAAGGACCUUUGUUUCAAAGGCCACCCACAAAGCCAUUGAGCAGUUCUCAAUACGAGUCAUACAAAAUGGACAUUAUAUCAUAACUACUUUUUUCCUGAUUAACUCUUGGAUUUCCCCAGAUAUAAUUUUCAGUUGUCUCCUGUAUGUGUGGUGUACUUGGCCUUUUUUUCAAAUGUAAUUUAAAUUGCAGUGUGUUGGGUCUCCUCUCCUCUGUUUGGAUCUACUUGUACAGCUGCUAUAGUAAUUGUUACCAAACCUUUGACCAGGUCGUAUCAGGGUGGCAUGUUAGUAUUCUCUCUAUUUACAAAUUCACAGUGAGGAACCUGACAGUGAUUAAAAAAAGCAAUAGUUUUACAAAAGGGUGAUUGAGUUUGAGAUUCCACAACUGAUUCGCUUGUGGGGGCAUUUUCUUUAAUAAAUUAAACAUCUGAAACAAAUAUUAAGGAGAACAAUAUAUCCAAUCUAUGAACGAACUUGCUAAAGUUAACACUUAUGCGCUUUGUUAAAAUGAUUGUAGAAUAAAUACAAUAAUCUAAAAUGGCUGCACUCAAAACAUAUGUAAGUAGGUGUAUAUUGUUGCCUUUGCUUACAUGCACACUUCAGUCUUGUCUCCCAUCUGUUGUGUACUCCCUGUGUGCAUUAGGUACAGUAUUUGCAUUCACUUAGAUAACAAGCCAGCGCUUUGUGUCAUAUUCAAAAUAUUUUUUUCAGGAAAUAUUGCUCCCUCUGUGCGAUUGGUGUUCCCUCUUAUGACUAUAAUCCAUAGUAAAUAAGUCUGUGUUGUUGAACAUAUUCUGUAUGUAUUCCUGUGAAACGUGGAGCUGUAAUUCAUGUCAAUAUCAAGGUUCUAUAUUUUAUGUGCAGAGCUCAUUGCACAUUAUGUAAGAAGCAGUUUGUGUUGUAUGUAUGCAAAAAUAAAUGUAUGUUUACCUGA